Brassica oleracea var. oleracea is the source of this 501-nucleotide messenger RNA. RefSeq lists its product as uncharacterized. The annotation marks the transcript as partial. NCBI's taxonomy places the organism in Eukaryota, Viridiplantae, Streptophyta, Magnoliopsida, Brassicales, Brassicaceae. The record is from RefSeq and is a predicted model, not a curated record. The transcript is spliced from 2 exons.
AUCGCUGAGAAGAGUUCUGGUAGUAGUGUAUCAAGUCCCGUAACCUCCAAGAAAACUCCUGCUGGAGCCAAAACCGUGAAGACCAUGAAGAAGGAGAAGAUCCCUGAAGCUGUGACACAGUCCAAGGCUAAGCCGGUGCUGAGAAGCUCCACCAUUGAGCGCCUUGCUGUUGCCAGGACAGCACCAAAGGAAACGCAACAAAAACCAGUCACUAAAAAAGCAUCAAAACCUGUAGGAACAAGACAGAAAAAACCUCAAGAGAAGAAACCUAGUAAAAAAAGUCCGGGACUUUCUCGUGACCCGAGUCUCGAAAUCAAGGAAACAGUUGAAGAAGAAACACAGUCUUACUUGCCGGUGAAGCAAGCUGAUGAACUUCUUCCUGCUGCUUCUCCUCUUGAUGAGUUCAAAGACAUUAAAGAGAUGCAUAGCUUGCCGAAUGAAACCAUCAGAAACAAGAUCAGACUAAGUUCACUGGUUGUAGAAACCGGACCUCCAAGAUGA